Molecule: messenger RNA, 1804 nt
Organism: Rhinichthys klamathensis goyatoka
Lineage: Eukaryota; Metazoa; Chordata; Actinopteri; Cypriniformes; Leuciscidae
Gene: znf366
Product: zinc finger protein 366
Exons: 5
Coding region: 168-1757 (529 amino acids)
Biological process (GO): regulation of transcription by RNA polymerase II
Cellular component (GO): nucleus; chromosome
Molecular function (GO): RNA polymerase II cis-regulatory region sequence-specific DNA binding; DNA-binding transcription factor activity, RNA polymerase II-specific; chromatin insulator sequence binding
Source: RefSeq, a predicted model, not a curated record
AUCUGAAAAAUGAGAACAAAGUGAUUGUUCCUGUUCUCUUUCUUAAGUCACUUCAAAUGCUGUUUGAGAGGCUGGAGGCUCAUUGUGAGGAGCGCAGAGCAGGAGACAGGCGUGUGAUGGACAGUUUUCACGCUCAACAUCCGGAGAACGCGUAGAAAACCUUCAUCAUGGACUCAAAGGCGAGCGAAAGCAAGCGCUCCGAGGAUUUUCCCUGCAGAAGCGUUGAUCUUUCUCUUCUCCCGUAUCCCGUUCCUCGUCCCGUCGUUCCUCAACCUCACAGGUUCAUCCCGGAGAUGAUCGACCUCAACCGGCUCCGACUUCACCGCGUCGUUCACGUGAAGCAAGAGCUUCCGGUGUGGCCUCCAUCUCCACUCCUCAUCCGAUCUCCCAAUCCUUACUUUCCUCCUUUCCAUCCGAGCCUCGUGCCGUUCCCGUUCCUCCUUCCCAACUCAGCGAAUCCCUUCUACCCGAGGUUUCGCCACAGAAACCCGGACGCCUCCACGGAAAAGCUAAACGUCAACGUGGACGAAAGCUAUUAUGUAAACGUUGGCGAUCAGAAGCGCUGGAAGUGUCGGAUGUGCGAGAAGUCGUACACCUCGAAAUACAACCUGAUCACACACAUCCUCGGACACAGCGGGAUCAAACCUCACGGAUGCGACCUCUGCGGGAAGCUCUUCAAGCAACUGAGCCACCUUCACACACACAUGCUCACACACCAGGGCGCGCGCCCACACAAGUGCCAAGUGUGUCAGAAAGCCUUCACUCAGACCAGUCACUUGAAGAGACACAUGAUGCAACACAGCGAGGUCAAACCCUUCAGCUGUGGAGUGUGUGGGCGAGGGUUCGCGUAUCCCAGCGAGCUGCGCACACACACACUCAAGCACGAGAGAGGGCAGGAGAACGUGUGUGUGGAGUGUGGCCUGGACUUCCCCACGCUCGCGCAGCUCAAGCGACACCUGACGACGCACCGAGGGCCCGUGACGUACGACUGCGGAGAGUGUGGGAAGAGCUUCCAGUAUCCCAGUCAACUCCAGAACCACAUGAUGAAGCACAAGGACAUCCGGCCCUUCAUCUGUGGAGAGUGUGGGAUGGAGUUCGUGCAGUCGCAUCAUCUCAAACAACACACACUCACACACAAGGGAGUGAAGGAGCACAAGUGUCGUAUCUGCGGCCGUGAGUUUACGCUGCUGGCCAACAUGAAGCGCCAUGUUCUGAUCCACACCAACAUCCGGGCGUAUCAGUGUCACCUGUGUUACAAGAGCUUCGUCCAGAAGCAGACGCUCAAGGCCCACAUGAUCGUCCACUCCGACAUCAAGCCCUACAAGUGCAAGCUGUGUGGAAAGGAGUUUAACAGAAUGCAUAAUCUGAUGGGCCACAUGCACUUGCAUUCUGACAGCAAACCCUUCAAAUGUCUUUACUGCGCCAGCAAGUUCACGCUGAAGGGAAACCUGACCCGCCACAUGAAGGUCAAGCACGGGGUCAUGGACCGGGGACUGGACGCUCGGGUGUUCAGGCGCCGGGGUCGUCUGUGUCUCUCCGGGCCGCUCCGGAUCCUGUCCCGCAUCACUCAGGACGAGCCCUUCGAUCUGUCCCGGAAGAACCCGGAUCCGAACCAGAACCCGAUGAGCCUGUCUCCGUCUGACGGCGGGAGCUCCAGUCGGGACGAGGACGAGGACAGUGUGUACAGUCCUGAUCUCUACGACAAGAAGAAGACACAACACACACACUUCUACAGCAUUAAAGAGGACGAUUUCUGAGACAAACACUGCAAAAAUGCGUUUCUUACUCAGUAGUUUAGUCUUGU